GAAUCUGAUCAUGAAUAAGUAUAUUAUACACGCACAAGUAGGGUUUAUAUAUAGAUGGAUUUGGAGCAGGUGUAGGGUGAUUAUUGCGUCCAACCAACCAGCGUCCAAACCUCAUCUACAAAGAAAAAGGUUAAAGAGUAAGAAGAGAAGGGGCGAGCAGAAGGCUCUUGUUCACUGGGCUUUCGCUUUCGUUAUCUUCUCCGGAUAGACCUUAGCUAGCUCCUCCUGAAUUACGACCACUACCUACGUUUGUGCUGCUGCAUGCAUGUUGUGGUUAUAAUAAUAUUAAUAAUAAUAUUAAAUCACUCAGAUAGCUGCAGUCUAUCUCUAUAAAACCACUCAGUUCUAUAGUCCGAUGAGCAAUGUCGUCGACGGCUUCCAUUAACCGCGCUUGGUGCCCAACCCCUCUCUCUCCCGCGGCCCCUCCUCACCACAAGAGAUCCACAUUCCUAUUGCGUCCCACCGCUUCAACUGCUAAUUCUUCCAUUCCGGCCGGCAUCUCCACCGGCAGCGGCAGGCUCAGCUCCUCCUCCUCCUCUGCCUCCUCCUCUGCGGCUGCUUCUCCUCCUCCGCCUUCCCUCAUCAGAGACCGCCCCGUCAUCUUCGCCUCCCCUUCCCCCAUCAUCACCCCUACUUUGCCACCGAGAGAAGAGAUGGGUAGCGCCUAUGAGCAAGCCAUUUCCGGACUUAAGAAACUUCUCAGUGAGAAGAAAGAGCUGGAAGGAGUUGCAACAGCAAAAAUAGCGCAAAUAACAGCGGAACUUCAGACUGCGGAUAGCAAAUCGUUCAAUGCAGUGGAGAGAUUUAAGACUGGGUUCACUCACUUUAAGUCCCAGAAAUAUGAAAAGAAUCCAGCGUUGUUUGGAGAACUCUCCAAGGGACAGAGCCCUAAGUUUAUGGUGUUUGCGUGCUCGGACUCGCGCGUGUGCCCGUCGCACGUGCUGGAUUUGCAGCCAGGGGAGGCCUUCGUAGUCCGAAACAUUGCCAACAUGGUCCCUGCUUAUGAUCAGACUAAACACUCUGGAGUUGGUGCUGCCAUAGAAUACGCAGUUCUGCACCUCAAGGUGAGCUACAUAGUGGUGAUUGGGCACAGCUGCUGUGGGGGGAUAAAGGGCCUCAUGUCUUUCCCAGACAAUGGAUCCGCCUCCACUGAAUUCAUAGAAAACUGGGUAAAAAUCUGCUCCCCUGCCAAAGCCAAGGUCAAGGCCGACUAUGGAGAUAAACCCUUCCCUGAACAAUGCACCCAGUGCGAAAAGGAGGCAGUGAAUGUGUCGCUGGGGAACUUGCUAACUUAUCCAUUUGUGAGAGAUGGGCUGGUGAAGAAGACGCUGGCACUGAAGGGAGGAUACUACGAUUUCGUUGGGGGAAAGUUUGAGCUGUGGGGGCUUGAUUUUGGCCUCACCCCACCUCUCUCCGUAAAAGAUGUGGCCACGAUAUUGCACUGGAAGCUCUAGGGAAGAUGCAUUUGUGUGGCAUCGAUAAUGAAGCUCUCUUCGUUUUAAUUAUAAUCAAUGUGUGAUUUAUAUGUUAAUAUAACAUUGAGUGUGGUUUAAUUAUAUAAUAUAUAUAAAAUGUCCCCUUUCACAAAUUA
Messenger RNA from Malania oleifera, 1591 nucleotides. Its product is annotated as carbonic anhydrase 2-like. The transcript has 10 exons. The coding region runs from base 363 to 1454 and encodes 363 amino acids. Gene Ontology annotation, biological process: carbon utilization. Gene Ontology annotation, molecular function: carbonate dehydratase activity; zinc ion binding. The record is from RefSeq and is a predicted model, not a curated record. NCBI's taxonomy places the organism in Eukaryota, Viridiplantae, Streptophyta, Magnoliopsida, Santalales, Ximeniaceae.